AUGUCGACAAGGUGUUGGAUAAAAGCUCUGAUGUCUGAAAGUUCUGACGGUCAAGUGAAAGAGAAGAACAAAAAAGAAGUUUUCCCAUCUGGUGCUCAGUCUGAAAGCUCCGACUGUCAAGUGAAAGAGAAGAGCUCAAACGAAGUUUUCUCUGGUGCUCAGUCUGAAAGCUCUGAUGCUCAAGUUGAAAAGAAGAGCGCAAAUGAAGUUUAUCCAUCUGGUGCUCAGUCUGAUAGCUCUGAUGGCCAAGUAAAAAAGACGAACUCAAAUGAAGUUUCCCCAUCUGGUGCUAAGUCUGAGCUUUUGAAGGAAACAAAGAUUCAGAAUGGACCCUUCUCUACGCAGGCGGUAGAAUCAAAAAAUGAAAAAGAUGCUCAGUCGUCAAACACAUCAUCAAAGGAAUACAGUUGGAAUCUUUGCAAUACCACUGCUGGCCCUGAUUUUAUCCCAUGCCUAGACAAUUGUGAGGCCAUCAGGAAUCUCCAUAGUACCAAACAUUAUGAACAUCGAGAGAGGCACUGUCCAGAAGUAUCACCAACCUGCCUUGUUCCUCUUCCUGAAGGAUACAAAUACCCAAUUCCGUGGCCAAAAAGUAGGGACAAGAUUUGGUACAGAAAUGUUCCCCAUUCCCAACUAGUAAAAUUUAAAGGAGGUCAGAAUUGGGUGGAAAUUUCCGGGAAUUACUUAACAUUUCCUGGUGGUGGAACCCAGUUUAGGAGAGGUGCACUUCAUUAUAUUGACUUCAUACAAAAGUCUGUGCCUGAUAUAGCAUGGGGAAAACGCUCUCGUGUGCUGUUGGAUGUUGGAUGUGGGGUUGCCAGCUUUGGAGGUUAUCUUUUUGAAAGAAAUGUGAUCACUAUGUCGUUAGCACCAAAAGAUGAACAUGAAGCUCAAGUACAAUUUGCACUUGAAAGGGGAAUUCCUGCUGUGUCUGCUGUGAUGGGUACUAAGAGACUUCCCUACCCUAGCAGUGCAUUUGAUAUUAUUCACUGUGCACGAUGUAGAGUGCCAUGGCACAUUGAAGACGGUAAACUCCUUUUAGAGCUCAACCGUUUGCUACGACCUGGUGGUUUCUUUGUGUGGUCUGCUACUCCUGUUUAUCGGAGAAAAGGUGACGAUGCUGAUAUCUGGAAAGCUAUGAUUGAACAAACAAAAUCUUUGUGUUGGGAGUUCUUAAACGAAACUAAAAUGGAACCAGUAAAUAAGGUGGCUAUAGCAACAUUUAGAAAGCCUAAAUCUAAUGACUGCUAUGAGCGAAGGCCACAGCAAGUCCCUCCAUUAUGUCCUGAGUCCGAUGAUCCAAAUGCGGCGUGGAAUGUAUCACUUCAAACAUGCAUGCACAAAGUGCCCGUAGAUGUAUCAAAACGUGGGUCUAAGUGGCCUGAGCUUUGGCCAGAAAGGUUGGAAAAACCACCUUAUUGGUUGUCGAGUUCCCAAGUUGGAGUUUAUGGCAGAGCAGCACCAGAGGAUUUUACUGCCGACAUUGAGCACUGGAAACAGGUGGUCACCAAGUCAUACAUGAAUAGUAUGGGAAUAGACUGGUCAUCUGUCCGAAAUGUCAUGGACAUGAGAGCUAUUUAUGGAGGAUUUGCUGCAGCACUCAAAGAUAAGAAUCUAUGGGUCAUGAAUGUCGUCCCGAUCGACUCUCCAGACACACUUCCCAUCAUAUAUGAAAGAGGUCUGUUCGGUAUAUAUCAUGAUUGGUGUGAAUCAUUUAGCACUUAUCCGAGAUCUUACGAUCUUCUCCAUGCUGACCAUAUAUUCUCCAAGGUUCAAAAGAGGUGCAAUUUCAUUGCUUUAGUUGCCGAGGUCGAUCGAAUACUAAGGCCAGGAGGGAAGCUUAUUGCUCGGGACCAUGUCGAGACUAUUAGCGAGCUGGAGGAUAUAUUCCGGUCCAUGCAUUGGGAAGUCGAGAAGAUAUACUCGCAGGACAAGGAAGGGUUGAUUUGUGUCCAGAAAUCGAUGUGGCGACCUACGGAGAUCGAGACGCUCACGCACGCCAUUCCUUAG
Hibiscus syriacus is the source of this 2010-nucleotide messenger RNA. RefSeq names its product probable methyltransferase PMT26. The record is from RefSeq and is a predicted model, not a curated record. Bases 1 to 2010 code for a protein of 669 amino acids. Gene Ontology annotation, molecular function: methyltransferase activity. NCBI's taxonomy places the organism in Eukaryota, Viridiplantae, Streptophyta, Magnoliopsida, Malvales, Malvaceae. Gene Ontology annotation, cellular component: trans-Golgi network; endosome; cytoplasm. The transcript is spliced from 9 exons.